CAGUGCGAGAUAUAAAUAGGCGCCACACGCGGAGAGCCUCACAGAGAGUCUUCUCCACUCGCCUCAGCAUCCAGCGCCGCGCGCACACGGAUCUAACUUAUCUCAGGAGUUCUUCAGCGUCAGCGAGGACACUGUAAACAUCCCGAGCUGACACUCACCAUUAUAGCCAUUUUGUACUACACUGGAACCUAAUUUGCCUUGGUUAUUGGGAUUUUUCCAAAAAGAAGAUGCCUGCAGAUAUGAUGGAAAAAACGUCCUCUUCUCCGGUCGCUGCUACCCCGGCCAGCAUGAAUACGACCCCCGACAAGCCGAAAACAGCAUCUGAACACCGAAAGUCAUCCAAACCUAUUAUGGAAAAAAGGAGACGAGCCAGGAUCAACGAAAGUUUGGGACAGCUGAAGACGCUGAUUUUGGAUGCGCUCAAAAAAGAUAGCUCUAGACACUCGAAGCUAGAGAAGGCUGACAUCCUAGAGAUGACGGUAAAGCAUCUGCGGAACCUACAGCGAGCUCAGAUGACCGCCGCUCUGAACAACGACCCGACGGUGCUGGGCAAGUACCGCGCUGGAUUCAGCGAGUGCACAAAUGAAGUCACUCGAUUCCUGUCCACUUGUGAAGGCGUCAACACUGAAGUCAGGACGCGGCUUCUCGGACACCUGGCCAACUGCAUGACUCAAAUAAACGCCAUUAACUACCCCAGCCAGCAUCAGCACCAAAUUCCUCCCAAUGCCGGUCCCACGCACCCAUCCUUUGGCCAGUCUAUGGUGCAGAUCCCCGGGUCAUCUCCGCAGGUGCUUCCCAUCAACCCGUGCAAAGGAGCGCCCUCUCCUGCGAGUUUACCGCCAGAAGCCACUAAAGUCUAUGGUGGUUUCCAAAUCGUGCCUGCCACAGACGGACAGUUUGCCUUUCUCAUACCUAACGCAGCGUUUGCUGCAAACGGUCCCGUUAUCCCGGUUUACGCCAACAACGUGAGCACGCCAGUGCCUGUGCCUGCAGCGGUGUCUCCUGGUGUCCCGUCAGGCAACACAGACUCAGUGUGGAGACCGUGGUGAAAGGCGCAACUGCUCACACAGACUUUAAAAUGACACUUUCAAUUCUAUUUGUUUAAUGUUAGAAAGUUUUGAAUAUGUUUUGUAAAUGAAGAGUAUGCACUAUAUUUGUACAGCUAACAAGGGAGUUAAGUUCAUAUUGAAAUGAGAUUUGUAAUGUGGAAGUCAAUUCACUGCAUUUUUAUAUAGGUCCUAUAUGACUUGUUUUUUACUGUGUGAUGCCAAAGAUUGUUCAAUGCUCUUAUAAUGUUCUUCGUUUUGGAAGACAAAUAAAUUAGUAAAAUAGUCUAC
Messenger RNA from Periophthalmus magnuspinnatus, 1337 nucleotides. It is a transcript of the gene hes1, whose product is annotated as hairy-related 6. Gene Ontology annotation, biological process: regulation of transcription by RNA polymerase II; Notch signaling pathway; regulation of neurogenesis. The record is from RefSeq and is a predicted model, not a curated record. Gene Ontology annotation, cellular component: nucleus. Gene Ontology annotation, molecular function: RNA polymerase II cis-regulatory region sequence-specific DNA binding; protein dimerization activity; DNA-binding transcription factor activity, RNA polymerase II-specific. The transcript is spliced from 4 exons. Bases 228 to 1049 code for a protein of 273 amino acids. Lineage: Eukaryota; Metazoa; Chordata; Actinopteri; Gobiiformes; Gobiidae.